Messenger RNA from Carica papaya (papaya), 246 nucleotides. The record is from RefSeq and is a predicted model, not a curated record. Lineage: Eukaryota; Viridiplantae; Streptophyta; Magnoliopsida; Brassicales; Caricaceae.
AUGGGAAAGGUGAAUCAAGUCAAAAAUCCCUACUACACUAAUACUAAUAGGCGACAUAAGGGAAGAAACACUAUGCCUAGAAAUCAACAACACAAAAACUUUGUUCUAAGUUACUGCUUUUCCUUCAUAGGGAUCGGGACUAAGAAAAAUGGUUGGGCCAACGAACAUCCAUCUCGUUCGUACUCUGGAUACCCGUAUAGUAGAUUUAAUCUUGAAUACACAUUGAAUGCGAAGAUUAUGCAUUGA